GUACAGUUGGGUUUGGGGCAAUGUGAGUGCAGGCCAGCGGGGGACUGGAGAGGGGGGGGUCCUAAUUAGAGGUGACUUGACUGGGAAAGCUCAGACUGAGAUAAAAGCGAGAGAAGAAAGUGUUAAAGCUGUAAUUUGAUCUGAGACCUAAUCUGGAGUGAGACCUUAUCUCAGUCUGGGACGAAGGGGUGCGGGUGUCAUUCCAGAGUUUGGAAACAGUGAGAAGUGGUGGGGAAAAUAAUUGAAAGUGAGUCAGAGAGACGGUGCUACGUCAGCAGGGGGGGGUGCCCGGGUGGCCAGGCUCCAUGUGACCGCUCACACAGGCGCUCCCUUCAGUUUCAGUUUCCAGUCGGCAGAAUCGAGAGCGCCGGGCUCCGCUCCCCUCCGCCGCAGCUGGCCACGGAAACCCGGCCUGCACCAUGUCCGAGUCCGCCGUCGUCAAGUUCAUCUGCGCCAACCAGGGCUCCGUGAACGUCGGGGACCUGGUGGCGAACGGCUGUUUCGGCUCCGACCGGGACGUGAGGCGGAUCAUCUCCAACCAGGACAAGUUUGUGAUGUGUUUCUCCGGCGGGGAGCAGAAGGUGGUGGCCAAGACGGAGCUGCAGCUGUGCCGAGCCAGAGACUGCCGGGCCUGCAGCAACGUCCAUCUGUGCAAAAACUUCCUGCUCGGAGCCUGCCCCUUCACCCAGGCCAGCCGCAGCUGCCGUCUGCCCCACGAGCUGACGUCGGAGCACAACGCCGAGGUGCUCAGGCAGCACGGCCUGCAGGAGCUGGACCGGGCCGAGCUGUGCACGCUGCUGCUGCAGAACGACGGCUCCCUGCUGCCGCCCAUUUGCCACGACUACAACAACGGCACCGGGCUGACGGGCCGCUGUCGGAAAGGCGACAGCUGCAACAGGCUGCACAUCUGCGAGCGGUACAUGCUGGGACCCUGCAAGUGCCCCAAGGCCCACGACUUCGGCGAGCCUCAGCCGCUGAAGGCGCUGCAGGCCCGCGGCGUGCCCGACCAGCUCGUCCACACCAUGAAGUACGUGUACUUCAACAAGGAGGCGCUGAGGAAGCGUGAGAACGGGGGCCACCGGAACAGCUACCAGCAGAUGCUGCGAGCCUUCUCCAGCAGCGACAUCCACGCCGCCGCCGCCAGCGUCCCGGAUUACGCCGGCAGUGACGACGGACUGAACGGAAGACCGAGACAAAUGCAGUGGAGUUAUAAAGGCCCGAACAGGCCGCCGUACAGAUACGAGGAACAACAGUGGACCGCGACGCCUAACUGUGAGGAGACGGAGGAGUGCGACCCUGAAAACACACCCAGGAACGGCCUGGCCUACUCCAAGCUGCUUGAGGAAUACAACCAGCUGAAGGACGAGAGGAAGAAAGACAAGGAGCUGCUGAGCGAGCUGCAGGGCCAGCUGGCCGCCGCCAAGCGAGCCCUCGCCACCAAACAGGAUCAGAUCGACGCCAUGAAGCAGAAGAUGGAGCAGAAAGACAAGGAGAUGGAGAACAUGUCCUUCUUCAAGGCCCAGGCGGAGGUUUACGCCGCCGACUUCUGCGCCGAGCGAUCCGAGAAGGAGAAAAUCAAGGAGGAGAAGGACCGCCUGGCCGCUGAGCUGGAGAACAUGAAGAGGCAGAACGCACAGCUGCAUAAGGAGGUGGACUCACUGGGCAGGCAGUCGCUGAACAACAUGCAGAGGAGACACAUGUCACAGGCAUGCAGUCCACAAGGGGGCGCCACCACUCUGGCUGGAAGAGGAGGCAGAGACAUGUCGCAGCAGCAAGGAGAAAUCCCAGGACACACCUGUCCGAAGUGUGACGAGGUCCUGCCCGACUUGGACUCCCUGCAGAUCCACGUCAUGGACUGCAUCCCCUCAGAGCGGCCGCCUGCGCUCUCAGUCAGCGGCGUUUCCCCAGAAGUGAGGAGGAAGCGGAGGAAGAGCGUCAACAUGUCGGAGUCCGCUGUCAUCAAGCUGAUCUGCGCCAAUCAGGGAUCGAUCCCCGUGGCCGAGCUGGAGGCGAACGGCUGCUUCGACGACGUGAGGCGGAUCAUCUCCAACCGGGAGAAGUUUGUGUGCUGCCGGUCCGGCGGGGAGCACAAGGUGGUGGCCAAGACGGAGCUGCGACUCUGCAAAGCCAAAGUGUGUCAGGGCUGCAACAACCUGCAUCUGUGCAGAAAGUUCCUGCUGGGAUCCUGCCCGUUCAGCCAGGGCAGGAGAAAGUGCUACUUCUCCCACGAGCUGCAGUCUGAUCAUAAUGUGAAGCUGCUCGAGGAGCACGGACUGGAGGAUCUGGACAGGACGGAGCUGUGCACGCUGCUGCUGCAGAACGACAACUUCAUGCUGCCGCCCAUAUGCAUGGAGUACAACAAAGGCGACGGGCUGUUCGGCGAGUGUCGGGACGGCGACGGCUGCACCAAGCUCCACAUCUGUGAGAAACACCUGCGUGGAGACUGUUCCUGCUACAAGGCGCACGACUUCCACGAGCCGCAUCCGUCCAAAACCCUGCAGGCCCGAGGCGUGCCCGCCCCGCUCAUCAACACCCUCAAGUAUGUUUAUAUUAACAAAGAGGCUCUGAGAGGCAACAGGGGCAACAGAGGCAACCAGCAGCAUCCAGCACGGGCUAACGCAGCUUAUGCCAACAGCGAUGAUGGACCAAACAAAAGACCGCGGAAUGAUGUUCAGAAAGAUAAAACUGAGAUAUGCUUGUACUUCAUCAAGGGACACUGUAAACAUGGCGACAAAUGUUUUAGAGCCCACAACAAGCUGCCGUACAGAUGGGAGCUCAGACAGGGACAGCAGUGGACCGCUUUGCCCGACAGCGAGGAGAUCGAGAAGGACUACUGCGUCCCUAAGAAAACAUACAGUCGUGGCGUUGAGCCCGUUUGUUUCGACACGAUGACCCGCGGGUCGAGCGCAGUGCGACGCCUCUCCACCGCUUCCUCUGUCCUGCACCCGGACUUCGUCCUCACCACCGAGUGGCUCUGGUACUGGGAGGACGAGUUCGGGAACUGGAACCAGUACGCCUCUGCUACUGCCGGACACUCAGCAGCCAGUAUCAGCGGUGCAGAGCUGGAGCAGAAGUACCUGAACGAUGACAAGAGCGUGGUGGAGUUCACCGCCGGGUCACAGAAAUAUUCACUGAGCUUCAAGGACAUGAUACAAACCAACAAGCAGUACGGCACCAAGCGGCUGGUGAGAAGACGACCUGCCUUUGUCUCGUCGGCCGAUGCAGCAACAGCCAAAGUGAGGAAGCCUCAGUCCAACAGCAGAGGAGUACCGGCAUACUGGGACAAGACACAGAUCCCUGAAACAGGAUACAAGCGAGUCUCCCUGCAGAGAUCCUCCGAGGAGUUUAAGAGGAUCGAAGGUCUGUUCUGUAACACGAUGGCCGGCUUUGACAUUGUGCAGAUUGAGAGGAUUCAGAACAAAAAACUCUGGGAAUUUUACGACUGUCAAAAGAAUUACAUGAAGAAGAACAACGCCGGACGAAAUGUGCAAGAGAAGAAGCUUUUCCAUGGCACGGACUCGAAACACGUACACGCCAUCUGCCACGACAACUUCGACUGGAGAAUCUGCGGGACUCAUGGAACAGCUUUUGGCAGAGGGAGUUACUUUGCCCGGGAUGCCAAGUACUCACACAGCUACACCGGCCAGUCUGACGUCAAGUCCAUGUUCGUCUCUCUGGUGCUGGUGGGCCAGUACACCCGUGGAUCCUCCGACUACGUCCGACCUCCCUCCAAGGACGGCGGUGACGUGCACUUCUACGACAGCUGCGUGGACGACGUCCGCGACCCCUCCAUCUUCGUUGUGUUCGAGAAGCACCAGAUCUACCCGGAGUAUCUGCUGCAGUACCAGGAGAAGACCUCCAACAUCUUCCGCGACUAUUACGGCGCAGCAUCAGCGCCGGCACAAAAACCAGUUUCCGCUCCGGUCAGACAACCUCGUCCUCAGUUCACACCGGCUCCUCAGGUCACACCGGCUCGUCCUGCUGCCAGACCGGCCACCUCCUCUUACACAACAGCUUACUCAUAUCCUUCAUCAUCAGCUUCCUCAUCAAGCUACAGCACAAAUAACCAGCAAGAGUCAUGUGUCAUCCUUUAGGAGCAAAUGUGAAGCGAGAUCAUGUGUC
Molecule: messenger RNA, 4122 nt
Organism: Myripristis murdjan (pinecone soldierfish)
Lineage: Eukaryota; Metazoa; Chordata; Actinopteri; Holocentriformes; Holocentridae
Product: protein mono-ADP-ribosyltransferase PARP12-like
Exons: 21
Coding region: 420-4094 (1224 amino acids)
Cellular component (GO): nucleus
Molecular function (GO): K63-linked polyubiquitin modification-dependent protein binding; metal ion binding; NAD+ poly-ADP-ribosyltransferase activity
Source: RefSeq, a predicted model, not a curated record